Molecule: messenger RNA, 2142 nt
Organism: Phragmites australis (common reed)
Lineage: Eukaryota; Viridiplantae; Streptophyta; Magnoliopsida; Poales; Poaceae
Product: probable serine/threonine-protein kinase At1g54610
Exons: 7
Coding region: 190-1965 (591 amino acids)
Biological process (GO): protein phosphorylation; positive regulation of transcription elongation by RNA polymerase II
Cellular component (GO): nucleus; cyclin-dependent protein kinase holoenzyme complex
Molecular function (GO): RNA polymerase II CTD heptapeptide repeat kinase activity; cyclin-dependent protein serine/threonine kinase activity; ATP binding
Source: RefSeq, a predicted model, not a curated record
AAGAAAUCAAGAUACACUGUAAAAUUAGUCCAAAGUCCAAAGCGCCGAACCGUCGUAACAGAAGACUCGCACUAGAGUUGAGAAUCUCCCAUUCCCUCCCUCAACUUCCCGCGUCCUGCCUUCGUUUCCUCGCAAUUGCCUCCGACCGCUGCCGGUGACCGCGCCCGAGACACAUGACGCGCCGCCGCCAUGGGUUGCCUGCUCGGUAAGCUCGCCACCGUCCCCGGGUCCUCCCUCUUCUUCCCCGCCGGUGCCGCCACCACGACCACCGCGGGAGGAGGCGAGGAGGUGCGGCUCAAGGCGCCGCAGCCGGAGCACAUCGCGGCCGUUAAGAAGGACGCGUCCGGGUGGCCGCUCUGGCUCUCCGAAGCCGCCGGCGACGCGCUCCGGGGCUGGGCGCCCCGCUGCGCCGACGCCUUCCACAAGCUCGAGAAGAUUGGUUCGGGCACAUACAGCAACGUGUACAAGGCAAUUGACGUGGAGAGCGGCCGCGUGGUGGCGCUGAAGAAGGUGAGGGUGGAUGGCGUCGGCGAGGCCGAGAGCGCCCGGUUCAUGGCGCGGGAGAUCGCCCUGAUCCGUCGCCUCGGUGACCACCCCAACGUCGUCCGCCUCGAAGGCCUCGUCACCUCCCGCCUCAACACCGCGCCGUCCCUCUACCUCGUCUUCGAGUACAUGGACCAUGACCUCACUGGCCUCGCCGCCUGCGCAUCUGCCUCCGGCGGUCGCUUGUCCUUGCCUCAGAAAAGGGAGGGCCCAGCCAGGAGAUGUUUUCCAGCUACACUGUUACUGACAAAUGCAUGGCUGAUUCAAUUGUGUGUGUAUUCAUGGUGUCUAAUUACUUGUCUGCAGGUGAAGUGCUACAUGAAACAGUUGCUUUCCGGGAUUGAACACUGUCAUAACAAUGGCGUUCUGCACCGUGACAUCAAGAGCUCGAACCUACUUGUCAGCAAUGAUGGAGUUCUUAAGAUAGCUGACUUUGGACUUGCCACCUCUUAUGAUCCUGACAACAUGCGGCCGAUGACGAGCCAAGUGAUCACGCUUUGGUAUCGUCCACCUGAGCUCUUAUUAGGUGCCACUCACUAUGGUGUCGGUGUUGAUCUUUGGAGCGUGGGUUGCAUAUUGGCAGAACUGCUUCUCGGCGAACCUAUAUUCCCCGGAAGAACAGAGGUGGAACAACUGCACAAGAUUUUCAAGUUGUGUGGUACUCCAUCAGAGUAUUACUGGAAGAAAAUGAAGUUCCCUCAGCCUACAUUCAAGCCGUAUGAACGGUGCAUAGCUGAAAAAUUUAAAGAUGUGCCACCAGCUACCCUAUCACUUCUCGAGACUCUCCUAUCAAUUGACCCAGAUAUGAGAGGCACCGCAACUGACGCUCUCAACAGUGAGUUCUUCAGGACAGAACCGUACGCCUGUGAACCAUCGAGCCUUCCGCGGUAUCCACCAUGCAAAGAAAGAGACGUGAAGUUGAAGUAUGAGAAGCAUAAAAGGAAGUCAAGGGUUAAUGGGUCAGUAGAACGUCAUACGACCCGAAAGCACACAUCACAAAAUCCUGGGCGCAGAGUAUUUACUCCAGAUGUCAAUAACAAGCCGCAAGGAAAUCCAAAGGUACCAAGACUGGUGACGAGCACGAGCACAACCAAACUUGAGAGAUUUCCUCCACCCCAUCUGGAUGCGUCGAUUGGUUAUAGUUUAGAUUCCUUGGCUGAUGGAACCACCCAAGAAUUCUUCACGUCAUCAGUUGUUGAGCUAAAGAAAAUGCCGAACCUUAUAUUUGGUCAUAUGAAAUCUUACCUGAAUAGCCCGAAGAAGGGGAUGCACAAGGCGAAGCCAGGCCUCAAUAUGGCACCUUCCACCAUUCUCAUCAGUGCAUUCCGACCUUACUCGCUUGGCCAUCCAAUGGAGGUGAGAAGAAAGAACAGGGAACAAUUCAGAGGCAAAGGAAAACCGGUAGUAGGUGCAGUCAAAUGACGAACUAAUCGUGUUCCUUUCUCCUCUUUUUUCUUUUUCCUUACAUCCUAGUAGCUGCUGAUUUUCCAUACGCAAUUGAUAGGUAAUACUUGUAUAGUUGGAGAAUAUAAUAAAGGAGAGUUGUGAAUAACAAGUUCAUGUAUAGUAGCUAGUUGACAAAAUCUCAUCACUAAAACA